This is a messenger RNA of Thunnus maccoyii (southern bluefin tuna), 5314 nucleotides long. It is a transcript of the gene plxnc1, whose product is annotated as plexin C1. Gene Ontology annotation, biological process: regulation of cell shape; positive regulation of axonogenesis; regulation of GTPase activity. The coding region runs from base 265 to 4833 and encodes 1522 amino acids. Gene Ontology annotation, cellular component: semaphorin receptor complex. Lineage: Eukaryota; Metazoa; Chordata; Actinopteri; Scombriformes; Scombridae. The record is from RefSeq and is a predicted model, not a curated record. Gene Ontology annotation, molecular function: semaphorin receptor activity; protein binding. The transcript is spliced from 32 exons.
UGUCGACCGCUCGAGGCUAGUAAACACCUGCCUCUCGUUAGCUAAACUAAUUAACAAAAAUGGAAAACGGAACAUCAAACUACGACAAGAAAACAACAAGACUUCGCCUACAUUAACUAGGAAAUACAUACUUUAACCAUGAGAACUCACAAAAUGGAGCGCGCACUGCGCUUUUACGCACGACUCCAGUGACACUGUGGCGGAGUGCAGAGCGACUUGCAGACCGUCAAAGUAUGAGCGUUUUGCUGCCACUGCUGCAAGAAGAUGAUCCUGCUGUCUGGUCUGAUUUUUAUUCUCUUGGGAAAACCAGGUCGGUGCCUGGAGGAGGAUAGAGAUUUUAUUUUUGAUGGAGAUGUCCGCCACUUCGCCGUGUCCACCAACACCGUUUACGUCGCCACUGACGAGAAGCUGUACCAGCUGAACCACGACCUGACUCUGGUCCAGAGUCUGACCCAGAGAGGAACCUUGAAGGGAGGUAAAGGGGCGGAUAAUCAGCGCUUUUACCGGGUUUCUGAGAGGGAUGAGUGGAACGCAACUUUUAGUGUCAACGUAUUAUUGCCGUUUGAUGACAAUGGCACUCUGAUCACCUGCGGUGUGACCGACAACGGAUGCGGCUACUGCGAGCUGCUGGACCUGUCAGACAUCUCUAAGGUGCUGUACAGUGAACACAUCCUUGUGGGACCCGUGAAGCGCAGCAGCGCGUCCGUCACAUUCCUGGUGGAUGUGAAGAGAUCAAGUCCUGAAACUUAUAUUCUGUCCGCCUUACAGCAAAACAAAUCCACAACGACCAGCUGCACCCUUCGUUCAGAGGCAGUGUAUCUUUAUAAUACAAAUUACAAGCAGACAGGAGGCAUAUUUUCCUUUAUUGCCGACUCCUCUACCCCUCUGUUCAGAACUAAAGGUGUCGCGGAGUUUGUGGACGGAUUUCAGAUCAGUUCAAUCAUCUAUCUUUUCUCCAACGUGCCUCAAGACGCAGAAGGCAGCAAAGUUCGUCUCAUUUGGCUCGAAGGUAAAACGAAGAAGGUCGAGACGAUGAGGUCACUGCGGGGUGCAUCUCUCCAUAUCUCUGAUAGUGGAGAUAAAGACAGCAGACUUCUGGCCUCCUCAGUGGUCCCGGGCGGGCUACCGGUACUCUGGAGCGGCGUGUUCAAUGUGGACGGAGGACAAACCAACACCGAGCUGGUCAUGUUUGACAUCAGUCCGGAUCUCACCCUGAAAACCGAUGAGGAUCCAGAUUUCUGCAACGCUGUUAAUUGUGACAACAGAAACUUUAAGCCAAAGACCCUGAAGCCAAAGAAGGUGCUCCUCAGACAGAACUACAUGACCUCUGUGCUGGCAGUGAGACACAAGAGCUGGAUGGUUUUCUUCGUUGGGACAGGAGAUGGGCAGCUCAUUAAGCUUGCUGUGGACAACAACUAUCACACCACCUGUCCCAGGGUGCUCUACAGGGCCAGCGAUGACCGCAAAGUGUUUCCCAAAAUACAUCUGGAUAAAGUGGAUCAUAAACAUGUUUAUGUGGCAUUUCAAAACCAGAUGAAGCGUGUACCUGUGUCAAAGUGCAGCACAUACAAAACUCUGCAGGAAUGUUGGUCUGCACAGGAUCCACACUGUGUCUGGUGUGGCUCUAACAGUUGCACAUUUGAAGAUGAAUGCCCAGAUUCAGACUGGUUAUCCAUUCCUGAUGAUUACCAGCAGAAAAUGGUUUCCUACAAUGUUGUAAAGGACGGCACUGAGCAGAUCACACUAAACAUCCAGACACACGUGACUGUGGGUCAGAACGCGAGGUCUAAUUUCGCCUGUCAAAUCUCUACAAGUUCCAAUGAGUUUUGUAGCAGGGGAGGCCCUCCCCCACAGUUCCCACAAUGCACCUGCAUCCUCUCAAAUAGUGCGCUUCCUGCUGAAGGCCUGGCUGUCACAGUAAAGAUUAGACUUGGGACGAAUCAGUGGUCGGAACAACUGAAGCUAAUGAAGUGUUCUGACAUCAGAGGACCACCUACCUCUGUCUUGUGUCAGCAGUGUAUCGAUGUCGGAUGUGUCUGGAGCCAAAAUGGCUGUUCCUGGGCAACUGCAGGAGUAAAGAAUUACAGUGUUUGCCAAAUGGUGGAGUCAGGAAUGAACUUUUCUAAGCCAGAGAUCUCCUCCAUCACUCCCAGUGUUGUGUCUUUCUACGGCAGAAACCACGCAGUGUUGUCAGGUCAUAACCUCAGUGACGUGACCAGAGUGAGGAUCCAGGCAGACAUGGACUGCACUCCACAAGAAUCUCCUGUAUGGAACAACACAGGUGUGAGUCUGACGUUCCACAUUCCCAGUACUGAUAGUAAAGGCGUGGUCAAAGUAUGUGUUCUCCUCCCAGAUGGCAGUUGCCAUGGCAACUCUAAAAUCACCUACAGGUCAUUACCAGCCUGCACUGCCAUUACACCAAACAGCAGCUGGAUCAGUGGACAUAGGAAGAUCCAAGUCAUGGGAUCCCUGCUAGAGUUUGUGGAAGGGGUCAUACACAGCCACGCCCCGCAGGAAGUCAGGCUUCCUCAAAACAGAAACUCUCAGAUUCUAACUUAUGACAUACCUGCUGAAAAUACUCAGGGGAUUUCUACCAGCACUGUGUCUCUGAAAGUUGCCAAUGCAACCGUGGACUGCCCCACAAGCAUCACCUACUAUCCAGACCCCGAGUUUACUAGCUUCACAUCAACGCAAGAAGGGGGAACCGUCCGCAUCACCAUACAGAAAAAGGCAGACAAACUGGAGCUGAGCAAAGCAGAGUUGUCAGUAUGCGGCAUCCAGGAGGAAAAAUCUCACAAAUGCUUUGUGGAAUCCAAAAGCAAAAGUAACGAGACUGACUCCUUCAUCUGUGUUAUUAAUAGCACAUUAGACCCCAAGUUUCAGAAGUUGGAGAUUACAUAUGGAGACAAAACAGUACCACUGACUCCAGUAGUGACUGACUCUACAUCACAUAUGUACAUGCUGAUGUUGAUUGUACUACUGCUGAUACCCUGCAUUAUUGUUGCUGUGGUGAUCAUUUACCGAAGCCAGCAGAAGAAGCUAACUACUAAGAUGAACAGGCGCAUGGAAAUCCUGGAGAUGGACAUCAGGAAUGACAUCAGACAAGGUUUUGUGGAUCUGCAGACAGAGAAAGCUGACCUGAUGGAAAACGUCGGGGCGAUUCCUUUCCUUGACUACAAGCACUUUGCCUCCAGAAUAUUUUUUCCUGAGAGUGAAGCUUUGCUGACAUCAUGUAUCAAAGACAUUGGUCAGGACACUGUGAAGGUUCAGCUUGACGAGUGCUGCCAGGCUUUGUCCAGGCUGAUCCAGGACCAGGUCUUCCUAACAUCCAUGGUGCACGCCCUGGAGGAGCAGAAGACUUUCACCAUCAAAGACAAGUGUGCACUGGCAUCUCUACUGACCAUAGCUCUCCACAGCAACUUGUCGUACCUGACAGAGGUGAUGGAGGUUCUGCUGAAGGCUCUGAUGCAGCAGAGGAGCAAUGCUCAGCCCAAAUUGCUGCUGCGACGCACCGAGUCCACAGUGGAGAAGCUGCUGACCAACUGGAUGUCCAUCUGCCUCUACGGCUUCCUCCGGGAGAGUGUUGGCCAGCACCUGUUCCUGAUGGUGAGCGCCCUCACGCAGCAGAUUGCCAAAGGACCAGUGGACUGUGUGACAGAGAAGGCUCUGUACACACUCAGCGAGGACUGGCUGCUGUGGCAGGCUCAGGCCUUCAGCUCCCUGAAACUUAAGGUGCUAUUUGCAGUGGGAAGCGACGGUGAAGUCAGCGAACCUCUGGAGGUCGACGCCCUCGACUGUGACACAGUAGAGCAGGUCAAAGAAAAAAUCCUGUCUACCUUCAAAGCCAAGUUUGGUUUCCCUUACAACACCUCCGUCAGAGAUGUUCGUAUCGAGUUUGAGAAGGACCAAUCGUUUGUUCCUCUUGAGGAAGUGGAUGCUAGCUCAGAGGUUAUCGGGGAGGUGACAAUGCUCAACACACUCAAGCACUAUGAGGUGUCUGACGGAGCCACGAUCAAAGUGCUUUCUAAAAAGACUCAUCCUCCUCUCAGCCCACAGGGGAGUCUGAAGGAUGAUGAGAACUUCUCUGGAAAAUACUUCCACUUGAUUGAUCCUGAUGUAGACGAGAACCACAGAAAGAACCAAGAGAAGAAGAAGUUCAAAGUGAAAGAAGUGUACCUCACCAAGCUGCUCUCCACAAAGGUGGCAGUGCAUUCUUUUGUGGAGAACCUGUUCAGGUCUAUCUGGGGGAUGCCUCAAGGCAGAGCUCCGCAUGCUGUCAAAUACUUCUUCGACUUCCUGGACACUCAGGCAGACAACAUGAAGAUCACAGAUCCAGAUGUAAUGCACAUCUGGAGGACCAACAGUUUGCCUCUGCGCUUCUGGGUCAACAUCCUGAAAAACCCUCAGUUUGUUUUUGACAUGGAGAAGGCUCCACAUUUGGACGGCUGCCUGUCCGUCAUCGCUCAGGCCUUCAUGGACUCCUUCUCCCUCAGUGAGACCCAGCUGGGGAAGAACGCACCAACCAACAAGCUCCUGUAUGCCAAAGACAUUCCCAAGUACAAGCAGGAAGUGAAGGCUUACUACAAGCAGAUCAGAGACCAGCCGCCAAUCACCGGCAGAGAAUUCAAGAUCUUCCUGCAGGAGGAGUCAAAGAAACAUGAAAAUGAAUUCAAUGAACCUGCAGCCCUCAGAGAACUCUUCAAAUUCAUACAGAGAUACUUCACAGAGAUCACAGAGAAGUUGAACCAGAACGGCGCCCCCUCUGAGCUGACAGAGCAACUACAUCAUGUCAAAAGUUUGUUUGAUGGACUGAAGAGCUGCUCCUGGAGCUGAGCUGCCCGUCCUUCCACUUAUAAAUGAACUAUAAAAGAAGUGGUGACAGGGGAGCACAUAUGAAGCGGUGGAGAAAGGACUGAGGAGAGAGCUUGGCCUUUAAAUAAAAGUAUCAGCCAGCAUGUUCCCUCUCUCUGCGAUUAAGACGGAGGUAAUGGUACCAAUCAAUACUCACCACUGACAGGAGCUGCAAACCAUGCCCAUAAUCAUUUCAUCAGUCACUGGAGAGCUUUGUUUCUUCUGAGGUGAAACGUCUGUAGAAAACUUUGAAUUCAGGGAACUUUCUGGCAUUCAAAUAGUUAACUUCACUUCGAAAAUAACGAAGUGAUGCACUGUAUGUGCAUGAAUGUGACACAUCUGCUCGCUCGUCUUGUGUCUGAUGGACUUAACUUAGUUCUACACUGCAGCUGUGCGGUGAAAAUCAACCACUUCAUUAUUUUAGCGUGUGUGAGAAAUUCAGCUUUUGUUUAGUCAAAACCAC